AGGUUGCGGUGAGUGACGUGACGGCCAGCCGGAGCCCUAGUGGAGUGAAGUUGAAUUCGGGGCCGAGGCCUGCGUGAGGUGGCGUUCAUCGUGAUGAAAGAGGAUAAGGAGAAUACCAAGCCGAGGGACAAGAAAACGGAGGUUAAAUAUGAAGAGCGUGUGGAGAGAGUUGAGAAAAAGGAAAAGAAAGAGGCGCUGACUAAGGUGGUGAUUCGCCGUCUACCUCCUAGUUUGACGAAAGAACAAUUAGAGGAGCAGCUUGCCCCGUUACCUGAACAUGAUUACUUCGAGUUUUUUUCUACCAACUCGAGUUUGUUUCCCCACAUAUUUUCUAGAGCAUACAUAAACUUCAAAAACCAAGAAGAUAUUGUGCUCUUCAGGGAUCAAUUUGAUGGUUAUGUUUUUAUUGACAGCAAAGGUCAGGAAUACCCUGCUAUUGUAGAAUUUGCCCCAUUUCAGAAAAUUCCAAAAAAGAAAAGCAAGAAAAAGGAUGCAAAAGCAGGAACUGUUGAAGAUGGUACGGACAAUAUACAUUUUAGUGAUGAUCCUGAAUACAAGAAGUUUUUGGAGAGUUAUAAUAAUAUGGACGAUGAGAAAAAUUCAAACAAUCCUGAAACACUUCUGGAGGAAAUUGAAGCAAAAACAAAAGAACUGGCGGCCAAGAAAACAACACCUCUUCUGGACUAUGUGAAAACUAAGCAGAGAAUAAGAGAGGAAAAACGAGAAGAAAGGAGGAGACGGGAGCUGGAAAAAAGGAGACUUCGAGAAGAAGAAAGAAGAAAAUGGAGAGAGGAUGAAAGGCGGAAAAGGAGGGAAACAGAGAAACAAAAGAAGAUGGUAGAAAAAGGGUUUGACAAAGAAAAGGAUCGAUCAAAGGAUGAACCAAAGAUAAAGCUUCUGAAGAAGCCAGAAAAAGGGGAUGACUCCUGCAUGGAAAAGCCAAAGGACAAACUAAAGAAACUGGACAGAGAAAGGGCUAAAGAAGACAGGUCAUUCAUUGCCCAGGGAAAAAGACUGGAGAGUUCCAUCAAGGAUGAUAAAGGAAAAAAUAGGUUUGAGGACGAUGGCGGAAGAGAGUACCGAGAGAAAGAGGAAAGGGAACGCGAGAGGAGAAUGAAGGAGAAAGAACGUCAGAAACGCCAGGAGGAAGACCGCAGGAAGCUGAGGGAACGGUGUGAGGCUGACAAGCCUUUCAGGAAAAAAGAUGAAGAUAUAAAGAAGGAGAAGGAUCAGUCAAAUGAAAAAGCCAGGAAAAGGGAGAGCUUGGAGAUUACAGCAAGUUACGACAAAUUAGAGAAGGGAAAAGAGGAUAAGAAGGAGGAAACUGCAAUAAAAAAAGAACGAAUCAGAAAUAAGGACCGCCCUACCAUGCAGCUGUACCAGCCAGGGGCGCGGAGCCGCAGCCGCUUAGUGGCAUUUUCAAAGUCUAGCGAAAGCAGCAUAAAGCCAGCAGAAGAAAGCGAGGAGAAAAAAGAGCCUGAGGCUUCUGGAAACAUUGCUGAAAAGGCGAACGAGGAAUGAAAAGGCUGCUGCCCGUUCAGUGAUUGAGAAAUCACAGUAUGCCAGCCGUAUGGGGAAAUUCAAAAGUGCCCUUAUUGGAGAUGAGCUUGGAGAAUGAGAAUGGUGCGUUGCUUGUCAGAUUAAAACGUUUGAAACUGGUAAUUUCCCAAUAUUAAGAAUGGAGGUUUCUUUUGCCAUCACAGUUGUGACAGGUUACUGAUGUGCAAGAUUGUUGCAGUUGGAGAAAACUGGGAUGUAAAUUAGAUGUGCUUACUAGACAGAUGCUAGUAACUCUGAAAAUGUACUAGCCAACAGCUUUGAUAAUGAGCUAAUGAUAUCCCAUUAUUUACUUCAGGAGAGGCAAGUAGAAAGGACGUGUUCUGGUGGCUACAGCAGAAUUACAGCAGAAAAUGCUAAUAACUUACCUGAGCUGUAAGUUGAUAUAAAUUUUAGUUCCACAUUGCAGGUUAGAAUAUGAGAGACCAAAUUCUUCAUGGCCUUAAUAGAUUCCAUCUGUGGUGGGAAGAUCAAUGAAAAGGCCCAAGGGAGUAAAAUAAAAUUGUUCUUUCAUACUUGUUAUAGGUGCUGUAUCAUUAGCUUUCUACCUGUCUAAGGUAUAUCAGUUGCAAUUUGUAUUGGAGAUCAUGUAAUGCUUCAGUUUUAAAUCUAAUCAACUGGUUCCAGUGAUUUGUGCUUAAAAUCUAAGUGUACUUUCGUAUUGCUGUGCCAGUCCAGUGCUCAUGAUCCAAAUUGUGUUCAAUCAUGAACAUGAGGGUAGCUGAAAAUGAUUCAUUAAGGGAUGAGUAUGAAUCGAUAAUCUGCUCUCUGUACAAUUUCCUCUUUCUUCCUGUGCCUUGGGAAGUCCCCUACGAUGUUGUUCCCUAGUCAACCAAUAGAGGGUGCCAGUAAGCUUGGUAACCAGGAGUCUGUUGCAUUAGGAAAUCUGAGGGGUGUGUGUGUGCUUUUUAACAGUUGCUAGAAUGGUAAUCAGAUCCUUGAGUUGGGAAAAUGUUGAUUUGAGUUUUUGUUUUGAGAGAGCUGGAUGGCUGACAGAACAAACCUGUUUGGUGACUAAUCCUUUAAGACUGUUUGUGAUUUACUAAGUAAAUGGAUUUGGAUCAUGCGUAGUAAAAUGAGAAAGAAAACUUUGGAGCCUGUUUCUUGAUCCUGAUUUGUAACAUUGCCAGUUCCAGCAUUUCAUGUUUAGUAUCUUGUAGACGUUGUUCUUCAGGAUCUGAAGUAAAAACAAAUGCUAAACCUGCAUCAACAAACUUUUUUUGGCUUUACUUUUAAAACAAAUGUUGCAAAUCUGUUUGUACAUUCCAAGAACAGAGCUGUUGUAAUAAUUCCAUCUAUUGAAAGCUGAAACUUUUACUACAUUCUCAAGGUGAUAUAUUCUUUCCUAAUUUGUUUGUGUGUUUGUUUAUAUUUUUCAAUAGUGUUGAACACUUGCGAUCAAUAAAUACCCAUGCCAAUG
Messenger RNA from Hypanus sabinus (Atlantic stingray), 2977 nucleotides. RefSeq names its product UPF3B regulator of nonsense mediated mRNA decay (gene upf3b). Gene Ontology annotation, molecular function: mRNA binding. The coding region runs from base 94 to 1521 and encodes 475 amino acids. The record is from RefSeq and is a predicted model, not a curated record. Gene Ontology annotation, biological process: positive regulation of translation; nuclear-transcribed mRNA catabolic process, nonsense-mediated decay. Gene Ontology annotation, cellular component: cytoplasm; nucleolus. The transcript is spliced from 10 exons. Lineage: Eukaryota; Metazoa; Chordata; Chondrichthyes; Myliobatiformes; Dasyatidae.